Jaculus jaculus (lesser Egyptian jerboa) is the source of this 1663-nucleotide messenger RNA. Its product is annotated as golgin subfamily A member 2-like. NCBI's taxonomy places the organism in Eukaryota, Metazoa, Chordata, Mammalia, Rodentia, Dipodidae. Bases 183 to 1475 code for a protein of 430 amino acids. Gene Ontology annotation, biological process: Golgi organization. Gene Ontology annotation, cellular component: Golgi cisterna membrane; Golgi cis cisterna; Golgi apparatus. The record is from RefSeq and is a predicted model, not a curated record. The transcript is spliced from 12 exons.
AGAGAGCACACUGCUCCGGCACCAGCCGCUGAUGAUCCUGCGUGUCCUGGUGGUGGUCCUUGUCCCAAGGGCGAUCUCAGUAGUGUGGCCUCUGCUCAGUGUCCUGAUGUCUGUAGAGAGAGAGAGGCCCUCAAGCUGGAGCUGGACAAGAUGAAGAAAAUUAACGAGCUGAACCAGGCCAAAUGCGAUCUGUGGUAUUUCAGGUGGAGGAGCUGCAGCAGCAGGUCCAUCAGAAGAGCCAAGAGGUUCAGGAUCUGCAGCAGCAGAGGGAGCAGUGCCUGGCCCUCAAGCACAGAUAUGCAGCGGCCUUUCAGCAGCUCCGGGUGGCCUGUCAGCAGCUCAAGUUUGAAAACUACACCCUGCACGAGCAGUUUGCACCUCAGGGCCUGAUUGGGGACCAGCUGAAGUAUACGGAGGCCCAAACCAAGGUGGCAGCUGACAUUGCUAAGACUGGUCUGAUUGUCACAGACACCCUAUGUAGUGGAGACACCAUGGUGGAUCAGAAGAGCCAGGAGGCUCGUGAUCUUGAGGAGCAGCUGCACCAGUGCCUGACCCACCUGCAGCGCUAUGAAGGGUGCCACCCGCAGCUCCGGGCUGCCUAUGAUCGCCUCAGAGGUGAGCAGGAGGCGCUGCACAGGCAGUUGGUGCUGCAGAGCCAGCACGUGGUCCUGCUGCAGCACAGCGAGGCCCAGGCCAAGAUGGAGGCCCAGAGAACCCACCAGGAAUUGCAGGAGGCGCAGAUGCAAAUCAUGAUGCUCGAAGCAUGUGUCCUGGAGCUGAAGGAGCUCAUGGAGGACGUCUACCGUAAGUGUGUGCUGCUCUCUUCAGAGUCUGACAGCAUUGACGAUUACAAUGCCGUCACUCAGCACCAGAGGGCAUCGAUGAAGGCACAUGCCAUAGAAAAAGAGAAUUGCAUUAGUGUUCUGAAGCAGGAGAAGGAGAUGCAGAUCAAGUUGUCAGCGCGGCAGCAGCUUGGACCAAGACAGGAAAAGAAGGGCUGGUGGAAGUUCUUUGGAUCCCUCCUGAAUACUGCUUAUCAGCCCACUCCAGGGCUCCCGGGAACCCAGGAUGGCAGCACUUCUGACCAACAUGGUAAUCUUCAGGAGGUGAGAAUUGAAGGCUGUGUGGGGCCUGAACAAGGCAAGGCUGCAGAGGCCGCUCCUCAUGAGAAACCCACUGCACAGCUGAUGGAACAGGUCCAGGAAGUGAUACAAGGCAAGCAGCAGCUACAUGUUCUGGUGGCCCAGCCGAACCACCUAGAAGGAGGAGAGGAGCUGAAGCGGGAGCAGGAGGCUACUCAGUUAGACUUGAACACCUUUGAGGACCGAAGCAGCCAAGAAGCCAUGGAACACCUGGAAGGCAUGGGCCAGGAGAAUCUGCCAGGCCAAAUUGAUACCGGCCAGAACCGUCUCAGCUCCUGUGACAAGCCCUGUAUCCCUUUUUACUACAAGGAUUAUGAUAUUGUUAUUAUUUAAAAGCUUCCCGCGGGCCCAGCACUCUCUAUGCAAAGCCAUUUAGAGGCAUUUGGGGUGAGGCCUCCAUUCUAACCAAACACACACAAGUGGUACCUUUUACCUUCUGCAGCAGGGAUGACCCCAGUAGGAAAGCUUAUUUGGGGGCAUCUGUCUGAUGUAUUUCAUUAUCAAUAAAUAGACUAACCAUC